GCAGCGGCCCUCGAAGAAGGCGUAUCUGUGCAGAUCAGCGGAAAUCUGCGUUAUAAGAACACUACCAAUAUGCGUUUGACAACAUCAACGUCAGUACGAGUCAAUUGCAACGAACUGAAAGCAGCGCACUAACUGGGGAUGCUCACGUGGUUGCACGGAGCACGGUAAUAAACCAGCACGCAAGUUAAUAGGUGUUGUCAAAAGCAUAUUGUUUGGGGAUGUUAACGAGCUGCGCUGUCUCUGCUUUCUGAUGAUGUAACAUUCUCAGCAGAGACAGUCGAAUCUGCCUCCAUGUCGGAUUCCGCGCAGUGUCCGCAUCGCAUCCAACACAGCGCUCACAGAGCCGACAUGGAGACUCUGCGAUCCAGUUUCAGAACCGCCUCGACCCGCCCUCGCUUCCAUAGGGAGACCAAAGAGCCAAUCAUACGCGGCGGUUCCACCCAGCCACGCCUUCUGCUAGUGACGCUCCCAUUUCAGUACCGGAAAUAGAAAGGUUUGCUUUGUUUACGUGGAGAGAGGUGGCUGCAGUCACUGGUGAUUUUACAACACACUGUUUAAGGUGUUUAGUUUGGGUUGAAAUGUUUUUUUUUUUAGGUAAUUUUUGAGUAUUGUGUUUGUUUAUUACCUGCACGGGGUUCUUGGAAAAGGAAAUACUCCCUUUAAUAAAGUCUGUUGUUUGUGUCAGUUAUUUAUCACACCAGAGAAGUGAUGAAUAUGUUUGAAUGCGGAGGCUACGGUAAAAACAAAUAUAUCUUACUAAAUACAAACCGAAGACGGUGUUUCUGAAUGAAAAGAAGAUUCCGCUAGACCAGUCUCAAACUAAAGCCAGUGAAGAUGGACGUCAGUGUCUCCGUGUCGUGGUUUCAAGACGAGCUCGCCUCCACCGUCGAGCUCGCAGUGAAAGCGGCUGCAGACAGCGUCGUGUGCGCGAUUACUGAAGCUGUCUGCAGCAAAUUCACUGAAUUACAAGAGGAAAUGUCUGGAAUGAAGAGAGAGAAUGAAAGUCUGAAGCUGAGAUUGGAAAUAUCAGAGAGCCAGCUGAAAGCCGUGCGAGGGUGUAUAAACGCUGCAGAUGCAGACAUUAAACAGCCUUUCAUAUUUCAAGAUCCCAUAGAGAGCCACGCUAUCCCCGAAUCUGAAGCACAGAAAGGGCCAAAGAUAGAAGCAGUUUACAAACAAGAGGAUACCUUUGACCAGGAGUGGUGUCCAAGUCUAAUGCAGGUUACAGAGCUGACAUUUGUUAAAGAUGAAGACGUCCCUGAACAGGAAUGUGUUCCUAUCAAAGAGGAAUUCAUACAGCAGGAAUGUGUCCCCAUCGCAGAGGAACUUCCUACUGAAAAUAAUGUCUGUACACUUGAGGAGAACAACAAGCUGGGAUUAAACCUGUGUGAUGAUUCUCCAUCUGAAUGUGAACUGGGAUUUAGAGCUUCUAAAGUAGAUGAAGGAGAACGUGACUCCACUGCAUCACCCCAGUGCAAAAACUCUUCUAGAGGCAAACCACAGUUCAAGAAACACAGAGAAACAACACCCCAAGAAGAAUAUGUGAAGACAUUGAGAACUCACUCAGUUAAAAUCCCUUCUUUACAAGACAGACACCCACUUACUGUGGAGAGUACAGAGACGGCACAUUCUGUAUGUUUUAACAAUUCUGCAACCCAGGGCAGCUUGAAGACCUUGCCUCAUUCUGUUAAAGGUGGGAAGAGUUCCUGUCAAUUAGACGUUCCUGAAACUCACAAGGGAAAUCCCACAGGAGGGACUACAUUUUCCUGGGCUGAUUGUGGGAAGAGUUUCAAUCAUAUAUCACUGCUUAAAAGACACCAGCACAUUCACACAGGCGAGAAACCAUCCCACAUACAGUCCAGUGAUAAGAGUUUCACACAAUUAGGACAUCUUCAUUCACACCAGCGCAUUAACAUAGGAGAGAAACCUUAUUACUGCACUGAGUGUGGGAAGACAUUCAGUCACAUAGGAAACCUUAAAAAACACAAGGCCAUUCACACAGGAGUGAAACCUCAUCACUGUGAUGUUUGUGGGAAGAGAUUCAGCCAGUUAGGAGACCUUAAAAGACACCAUAAAAUUCACACAGGAGAGAAACCUUAUCACUGUGCUGUUUGUGGGAAAAGAUUCAGCCAGUUAGGAGACCUUAAAAGACACCAUAAAAUUCACACAGGAGAGAAACCUUAUCACUGUGAUGUUUGUGGGAAGAGAUUCAUCCUGUUUGGAAACCUUAAAAGACACCUUAAAAUUCACACAGGUGUGUAAUCGUAUCCCUGCACUUAAUGUGUGAAGAAGUUAAGUCAGUUGCUGGCUCUUACAGGACUCGAGAACUUUAUCAGAAUUGCAGACACUUGGUGACCCCUAAACAACAGAAGGACAUUUGACUGAAAACAAAAGAAUAAACUUGCUUGAUAAAUACGGUCACCACUAAUCACAAUUUGUGCAGCUCACGGACCACAAAUAUGAACGAGUACAUCUUGUAUUCAUCGUCUUGUUGAGCAUUCGGAUUGUGUUACGUCACAUUAGUAAUUGUAACACAGCAGGGAGGGGGUUAAAGCCUCCCUGAGUGGAAAACAUGUGUGGAAUGCACAUUUGUUUAGUUUAAUUGUUUUGGUUUAUUGUUUCAUUGAUUUGUUAAUUGUUUUAUUAUUAAUUAUCCCCUGCACCUGGUAGCUAUUGUUAAAUUAAAACCAGGUGCAGGGUAUUUAAGAGAGGCAGCUAGUCUGCUCAAGGCUGCUGAGGAGAAGGAGGCAGAAAGGUGUGCUCUGCUUCCUGGCAGUCAUGAGCUAAAAAGUAAGUGCUGUAUAAAACCAGUGUGUUUUGUAAGGACAGGGAAACAGCGUAGCUGUCCCGUGUUAGCCAGGGUGUUCCUGUGUGUUAGGUAGUGCUCGUACAGAGCUAGGUGUUUAUUUUGUGUGUUUUGUUUGAUUUUUGUGUUUAUUAAAAAUAGCGCACCAGCGCUUAAAAUCCAUUUCUGUGUGCUGGGUCUAUUUUUAAAGGGGCAACGAACCCGAGUGGGUGGAGAUAUUUUACAUUUGGUGGCAGAAAGUGUGGGCGCCCCUACGACCCAGAAAAUGGAUUUGAAAGAAUUGAUUGCAAUGCUCAAUCGCAACACCGCUGCUCAGAAAGAGCAGACAAAGAAGUGGAGACAGGAGUGGGGGCUACCGGAUCCGGAGCCGACAGAGCUAGACCUGCUACUCCAAAAGUGGGAGCAAGCAAGAGGUGCCCUGCUGACUCCAGCUUCAGAGCCCAGAGGGGAGGAGCCGCCGCUUCCAGAGCCCAGAGGGGAGGAGCCGCCGCUUCCAGAGCCCAGAGGGGAGGAGCCGCCGCUUCCAGAGCCCAGAGGGGAGGAGCCACUGUUGCCAGAGUCACCAGUGGAAGUCAAGGGGGAGGAUGUGCCGCCUCCCCUGCAAGCCAGUCCGGCGUUGCCGAGGGAGGUCCCUUGUCCCGGCAGCGUGGACACCAGGCCGGAAUGCCCAGACCUCCCUCCGCUUGACCUGGCUCCCAGGUCGCAGUACAGCCAGGCACAGUCGCCUGCCUGGUCCCUUGCUUCACUCCCCCUGGAAUCCCAGACGUCGCUGCGCAGGAUGAAGACGUCACUGCGCAAAAGGCAGACGUCGCUGGCGCUCCCCCUGCUGAUUGCUCCAUUCCGCCUACCUACUGCUCCGCUCCCCCUGAGAUUCAAGACGUCGCUGCGCCGGUCCACAGCCACGCGCCUCUGCCUGCCAGUCCUGGCUCCCGGUCACCGGCCUGCGCUGUGGUCGCCCUGGACAAGCCGUCUGGGUCCCUCCUCGUCGGUCCUAGGUCCAUCCCUGGAAACGCCGGAGGGACCAACCCACCCUCAAGCCCGCCCGUGGAAGAGGGCGACAAUUGACAUUGCUGGACUUGAGGGUGGGUGGUCAUUUAAGGGUGGAGGGAGGUGGCCGUCGAGUGGCCGGUGUCUUGAAAAGACAAGGGGGGGGGGAAGUGUAACAAAGCAGGGAGGGGGUUAAAGCCUCCCUGAGUGGAAAACAUGUGUGGAAUGCACAUUUGUUUAGUUUAAUUGUUUUGGUUUAUUGUUUCAUUGAUUUGUUAAUUGUUUUAUUAUUAAUUAUCCCCUGCACCUGGUAGCUAUUGUUAAAUUAAAACCAGGUGCAGGGUAUUUAAGAGAGGCAGCUAGUCUGCUCAAGGCUGCUGAGGAGAAGGAGGCAGAAAGGUGUGCUCUGCUUCCUGGCAGUCAUGAGCUAAAAAGUAAGUGCUGUAUAAAACCAGUGUGUUUUGUAAGGACGGGGAAACAGCGUAGCUGUCCCGUGUUAGCCAGGGUGUUCCUGUGUGUUAGGUGUUUAUUUUGUGUGUUUUGUUUGAUUUUUGUGUUUAUUAAAAAUAGCGCACCAGCACUUAAAAUCCAUUUCUGUGUGUUGGGUCUAUUUUUAAAGGGGCAACGAACCCGAGUGGGUGGAGAUCUUUUACAUAAUAUAUUAAAUAGAUUGUUAUUAUGUUUGCAAGUUUCUCUUUCCUAGUCUCUGUAAGUCGCCUUGGAUAAAGGUGUCUGCUAAAUAAACAAAUAAUAAUAAACAUAUUUUGUCAUUAAGUUUUAUAUAGCUCUAUGAUUUAUAAAAAUACUUUUUACAACUUGAUGUUGCUUUAAAGCCCAUUUCAAUUCUACAAUGUCCUGUAAAAUGUUCCCCGCUGUUACAAGUUUGUUCUAACUUUUUAUUAUUUAUGUUUUUGGGAAAUGCACUUGUCAGAUAUUCUAUUGAUCUGUAGUUUCAAGUCAUUAUUAUUUGUAGUGUUUUAGAUACAAGGUUGUGAGAUUUUAAACAGCAAUCUCACACGACUGCAUGGAAGUUAGAAUCGGGGAUCAAGGAUUUAUAAACUGCAGAAUCAGGAAUGGAAGACAGAGCAGGCAUUUUCAAUACUUGGAAAUGGGACUUUUAGCAACAAUGCCUACAUCUUUUGUUUGAAGUAGAUUAUGAUUAGUUGGUCCGCAACUUAGUAUGCAGCUCUGUACUAUGUUUGUUGCAAUUGACCCAGAUGGUUCUCAUUGCUGGCUUUAUUAGCAGCACUAGGCACUGGGAAAUGUAGUUCUGAUGCCAUUUUAAAAUCCCAGAACUACAUUCUCUUUAACAGAUUUCCAUAAAUGCUGUGCACCACCACUAUCUGUGGAAGAGGCUGAAAGUAGAAACAUGCAAUGCUGUUACAAAGCAAUGCCAGCAGCAUUCAUCUGGAGAGCAUGCACAACCUCUGCCCCAGAUUUACAGCCUAAUAAAGUCAAGGAUACCAAAUCUGCUAACGGCUGUGGAAGAUGAUAUUGAUAGUGAUGGUGUUGGAGUGGCUACACAAGAGGCUGUCCCUGGAACAUGAGGUAUCAUUCACUACAAAAUGAGUAUUCAAAUCAAUUGUAAGAUAGCAGGGAGAGGUUCUGAUUCCUCCCUAUAUGCACUUUUUGUUUAAUUGUUUAAUUAUUUUGUUAAUUGUUUUACUGGUUUCUUUAAUUAUCUCCUGCACCGGGCAAUUAUUGAAAAUUAGAGCCUGGUGCAGGGUAUAAAAGGGAAACAGUCAGUCUGCUUUAGGCUGCUGUGUGGAGAGCCUGCUUGACAGUGUGCACAAGCGUAUAAAAAGGAAAAGGUAGUGAUAACCUUUUUGAUCUGUGUUAAACCUGUGUGGUUUGUUUUGUUUGUGUGUUUUGUUUGAUUGGCAGGUAAACGGCUUAGCCGUCCUGCAAGAUAGUUUAGGUUCCUGUGUUAUGUUCAGUUUGUGCUCAAGAGCUAGGUGUUUGUUUCGUUUAUUUUGUUUUUGUUAUUAUUAAAAAAUAGCGCAAAAGUGCUUUAAAACCUC
Acipenser ruthenus (sterlet) is the source of this 5814-nucleotide messenger RNA. RefSeq names its product zinc finger protein 184-like. The transcript is spliced from 3 exons. NCBI's taxonomy places the organism in Eukaryota, Metazoa, Chordata, Actinopteri, Acipenseriformes, Acipenseridae. Gene Ontology annotation, molecular function: RNA polymerase II cis-regulatory region sequence-specific DNA binding; DNA-binding transcription factor activity, RNA polymerase II-specific. Gene Ontology annotation, biological process: central nervous system development; regulation of transcription by RNA polymerase II. The coding region runs from base 835 to 2262 and encodes 475 amino acids. Gene Ontology annotation, cellular component: nucleus. The record is from RefSeq and is a predicted model, not a curated record.